Messenger RNA from Triticum aestivum (bread wheat), 637 nucleotides. RefSeq lists its product as uncharacterized. The record is from RefSeq and is a predicted model, not a curated record. The transcript has 2 exons. Lineage: Eukaryota; Viridiplantae; Streptophyta; Magnoliopsida; Poales; Poaceae. The coding region runs from base 147 to 551 and encodes 134 amino acids.
GCGCGCAGCGGAAUGACAUUGAGGUGUACAGCAACGAGUGCGUGUACCCUGACAACCCGGCGUACGCACUGGGGUUAGUGGCGGCCCUCCUGCUGCUGGUGGCCCAGAUCACCGCCUCGGCCGUCGGCGGUUGCUGCGGCCGCUGCAUGCCUCGGGGCGCCGGCUUCUCCGGGUCCAAGCCCGUUGCCAAGUCCAAGCGGGCCACCGGCGCCGCCCUCUGCGUCCUCUCAUGGAUAAUGGCGUUGAUCGCGGAGCGGUUCUUCUUGCUAGGUGCGGCGAGGAACAUCCCCAUGACGCGCGAAACUAGCCAGGGCCGGGGCUGUCACCCCGUCAAGGACGGCGUCUUCAUGAUGGGGGCCGUUCUUAGCAUCGUCGCCACCGUGCUCGGGAUCAUAUCUUACAUCAUGCUUUACGCGGCGGCGGCAGGUGCUAAUACUACUACUAGUACAAUGAGGGCCGUGGCGGGCCCGUCGCCGGCAGGCGAGAUCAACCAUGACGGGAUCGCGAUCGGCCACCCUGUUGCCGCUCAACAACACGCACAAGCUGUGUAGAGGGCGUACUCUUGCUUCUACCAUCUGGACGGGUGGUGAAGAAUUGCAAGCCGACGUUACAUGGAGUGAUGCCCCAAGUGAUACCA